CACAUCAUCUUCUUUUCGCAAAAAAUACCUAAGUUCGUUAAACGGAAAAUUUAUAGUGUGCGUGUAGAUGAAAUUGUGCUUCGACCGUGCUUUCCAACGCUUCAGAGAAGACCCUGAGUCACCAGUGUUGGCGAAUUCACCAGAGCAACAAUCGGACAGCGCAGGCGCAGGUAGUGGGAAAGCCGCAGCCCCAUGCAAGGUGUGUGGGGACAAGGCAUCGGGCUACCAUUACGGGGUGACAUCCUGCGAGGGGUGCAAAGGCUUCUUCCGUAGAAGCAUCCAGAAACAAAUCGAAUACCGCUGCUUACGCGACGGGAAGUGUCUCGUGAUCAGAUUGAACAGGAACCGGUGUCAAUACUGUCGUUUUAAAAAGUGCCUCGCCGUUGGCAUGAGCAGAGACUCCGUCAGGUACGGGAGAGUGCCUAAGCGUCCAAGGGAAGCCGCCACCACGGAGAACAUGCCAGAUCUUGCUAAAAGCUCAGGCACAGAACCGACACCUCCGCCGGAAGUUGAAGAACCUGACGCUGAGACUCUGCAGAAUGAUUUAACUAGAGAACUCGCUAAAGUGGUGAUUACUGCUCAUAAAAACAACAACUCUUACACUGAUGAAGUGAAGACCACCUUGCAGUUGAAGACUAUUCCGGUGAAGCCAGAAAGAACUAAUGGAGAAGGUACCAGUAAAGACCCGGUAAUUAGUUCAACAACCAGCUCGAUGGAGGCGCUCUCAACUCUGUGGUACAAUGUUGCAUUUCGAAUGACACCUUCUGUGCAACAAGUGGUUGAAUUCGCGAAACGAAUUCCCGGAUUCAACGUUCUGCCCCAAGAUGACCAGCUGAUACUUAUUAAGCUGGGUUUCUUCGAAGUGUGGCUGUCACGAGCCGCCAAGCUCUCCAAUGAAGAGAGCAUCAUUUUUGACGAUGGCACCGUGGUCACCCUCGAGCAGCUGGAAAUUAUUUACGAUGCGCCGUUUGCGAAUGCUAUGUUGGCGUACGUCAAUAAUAUCAACAAAUUAUUGUUGACGGAUGAUGAACUAGCAAUGUUCACGGCUAAUCUUCUUAUUUAUCCACAACGGAAUGGCUUAUGCGAUCGUGAGACAAUUGCCUCAAUGUACCGUAACCUUGGCGACGCACUACAAUUAGUGUUAACCGAAGCCGGCGUAGCGGAUGUACCGGCUCGAAUUGAUGCGUUUGCGGUUGCUACUCAAGAAGUUCUCACACUGGGAGCCCGUCACAACGAGUUAUUGUCGUGGUGCCGCGAUCACUGGCAACGCCUAGUCCUCCCAGCUCUGUUCUCUGAAAUCUUCGACAUCCCGAAAGCAGAAGAAGACGAGUCUCUCGCUUCAGAACGCGCUACAGCUCCAAUAUCCCAAGAGACAGGAUAGAUUGUACGCUUUAGAUGUUAGGUGCCUCAAAUCUUUCGGACCUAAUAAUUUCUACUGUUUAUUCUAAGCACUAGUUAUACUCGAUCCAUACAUAGGAGGCAUCGACCAAACAAUACCAGUACUAUGCACCUAUUAUGUUAUGAGUAUUUGAGUUUCUUCGUAAUAGUUACAAUACAAAUAGUUGCUUCUGGCGUCAACAUCGUCAUUAAUAUAAUAAAAUAAAUACUUCUAUAAUAAUCACGACUCUAUAUUAUAAUGGUCAUUUUAAUUAUAUAAUCAUGUAAUAUCGGUGUCUAUUAAUCGUAUAUAGAGGAAUAUUGAUGGAACCCACAAACGAAAUUAAUUUUCGAAUAGGGUCAGUCCGAGGGGAUUGAGGCAUUGACAUCUCUGGACUUAGGACAUAGAAGUGACCUAAGGAAAACAGCCAAACAGUCACUAUCAUAAUCAAAGCAAUUACCAUGUAACAUAAGGAUUCGUUCUCAAAGUCACACAAAGCGUUCUUCAUACGAUUCCGAUUUCAGUAAUACCGUCACUAAAAGUGUUUAUUCUUUGGGUUACUUUUAUAACUCCUUCAUCCCUCGUAAGGAUUUGGUGGUGGGUUCAAGCAGGUAGCUUAUAUUAUUGUAUCUUAAAUACGUCAUAAUAUACCCACGUAAUAUUGUUACUCUAUCGUAGGUUAAACUUGUAGCAUAAAUUUGGUAUACCUAUACGUACUUUCACGUUUAUGUGUAGUUUUAUCUCAAUCGUAAUUAUCCUUUAUAUGUAGUUGAUAAAAAUGAUUUCGGAGCACGCAUUUAUUUAGAA
Molecule: messenger RNA, 2185 nt
Organism: Nymphalis io (European peacock)
Lineage: Eukaryota; Metazoa; Arthropoda; Insecta; Lepidoptera; Nymphalidae
Product: ecdysone-induced protein 78C-like
Exons: 9
Coding region: 68-1381 (437 amino acids)
Biological process (GO): regulation of DNA-templated transcription
Molecular function (GO): nuclear receptor activity; zinc ion binding; sequence-specific DNA binding
Source: RefSeq, a predicted model, not a curated record